UCCAACAAAGAGGUUGAGUUGGCAAAUGAGGGUGGGGGAAGAUGGUAUCCCACCAACACCAACUCUACACAGUCAAUAUUCAGCUCACCGAAAUUGCUUCACACAGCCAAACUCAUUUUCUUUUAUUUCUUGCUUUUUCUUGCAACUCUAAACUUUCCAAUUCCUACCAGAAAUCCCACUUCCCCAAUGAAUAUUCAAGCCCAUGCACGCUUCUUCAGUUCAUGCAUUUCAACCAUAGUUUCUUACACAUUAACUUGCUUAAAAUAGUAACAUUUAGUUUGGUGUGUUAGCUCAUCUCUUCCUCUUCUUCUUCACGUAUCUCAUAUAACAUAGUUUUCUUCAUCCACUUUUAACUAUCCUUCUGUACAAUUCCAUUUUCUCAAUGGAGAUACCGGUGAAGGCACCGGUUUCUGGAGGCCGGAAAAGCUCAUAUAGACUAGAAACCAGAAAUUUAUCCUACAAGUUAAGCAGCACAUUUGAUGAGCUUAAUUGGGUUGGUUUUGGUAGGAUUCAACAUAGAGUUCCUAAGUUCAUUUUGAAGGAUGUAAACUGUGAAGCCAGGCCUGGAGAGAUUACUGCCAUUGCUGGUCCUAGUGGGGCUGGGAAAACCACGCUGCUAGAGAUUUUAUCAGGAAUGGUUUGCCCUCGUGAAGGGUCUCAUCAAGUUCUGGUAAAUAACAGGCCUAUGGAUGCCAAGCAUUUUAGAAGACUAUCUGGGUAUGUCACUCAAGAUGAUGCUCUGUUUCCUUUACUCACAGUCCAGGAAACUCUCAUGUACAGUGCACUUCUAAGGCUACCAGGAGGGCAAAAAGAGGCUGCUAAUAGAGUGAAGAAGCUAAUGAAGGAGCUUGGACUGGAACAUGUUGCAGCUUCCAGGAUUGGUAAGGGAUCAAACAGGGGAAUUUCAGGUGGUGAAAGGCGCAGAGUUUCCAUUGGAGUUGAUUUAGUACAUGACCCUGCUGUCGUUUUAAUCGAUGAACCAACUUCAGGUUUGGAUUCAGCUUCAGCUCUUCAUGUAGUGACUCUGCUCAAAUCAAUGGCUGCUAAUCAAGGUAAGACCAUCAUUCUAACCAUUCACCAACCUGGUUUUCGAAUCCUCGAGCUGUUUGAUAGGAUUAUUUUGCUUUCAAAUGGAUUCGUUAUGCAUAAUGGUUCACUGCAUUUCCUUGAAGAGAGACUUAAAUUUGCUGGCCAUCCCAUUCCUCCACAUGUCAAUGUGCUGGAAUUUGCCAUUGAUGUCAUAGAAAGCUUGGAAGUCCAAAAUUCUGUAUCCUCUCUCCAGAGCAUUCAUGAGGAAACAUGUAUAGUGCCAGUUACUCAAGAAAAGCUUCCCAGCUGCUGUUAUCCCAAUUCAGUACUCGAGGAAGUUCUGAUACUAGGACAAAGAUUCUGCAGCAACGUUUUCAGAACCAAGCAAUUAUUUGCUACCAGAAUAAUACAAGCACUAGUAGCUGGAUUAAUACUUGGAACCAUAUUCUUGAACGUUGGCAAUGAAACAGGGAAAACAAAUUUGCAAACUCGAAUUGGGUUCUUUGCCUUCAGUCUCACAUUCUUGCUGUCAUCAACAACAGAAGGAUUACCGAUUUUCCUGCAAGAGAGAAGAAUACUAAUGAGAGAGACUUCAAGAGGAGCUUACAGGAUUUCUUCUUAUGUUCUAUCAAACACUCUCAUCUUUCUUCCUUUUCUUCUCUUGGUUUCUCUUCUCUACUCUACACCAGUGUAUUGGCUGGUUGGCCUGAGGAGGGACAUUGAUGGGUUUCUUUACUUCUGCCUGGUGGUGUGGAUGGUGCUCUUGAUGUCAAAUUCUUUUGUAGCAUGUUUCAGUGCAAUAGUGCCAAAUUUCAUCAUGGGAACAUCAGUGAUUGCAGGGCUAAUGGGAUCUUUCUUUCUCUUCUCUGGGUACUUCAUAUCAAAGAAUAACAUUCCUAGUUACUGGAUUUUCAUGCACUAUUUGAGUUUGUUCAAGUACCCAUUUGAAUGUUUCUUGAUAAAUGAGUUUGGAGGAGAGAAAGCUAGUAGGUGCAUAGAAGUUGAUAAUAAAGGGAGCUGCAAUUUUGAUGGAAAUGGAUUCUUAAGGCAGCAAGGUCUAAGAGAGUCAGAAAAAUGGAGCAAUUUGUGUGUCAUGUUGAGUUUCAUCAUUGGGUAUAGAGUGAUGUGUCAUCUAAUUUUAUGGUAUAGAUAUUAUAGAUUAAGCAGAUAAAAAUUUCUCCAUUUGUUGAUGUUAUUUUUAAUUAUUUUCAUCUUACUGUAGGAAAGAUCAAGGCAGUGUAUUCUCUUCAUACAAAAUUUGUGUAUUUAUUCAUCAUGAUAAAUAAAAUCUU
Molecule: messenger RNA, 2321 nt
Organism: Manihot esculenta (cassava)
Lineage: Eukaryota; Viridiplantae; Streptophyta; Magnoliopsida; Malpighiales; Euphorbiaceae
Product: ABC transporter G family member 10
Exons: 1
Coding region: 383-2200 (605 amino acids)
Cellular component (GO): membrane
Molecular function (GO): ABC-type transporter activity; ATP binding; ATP hydrolysis activity
Source: RefSeq, a predicted model, not a curated record